Molecule: messenger RNA, 2070 nt
Organism: Ogataea philodendri
Lineage: Eukaryota; Fungi; Ascomycota; Pichiomycetes; Pichiales; Pichiaceae
Exons: 4
Coding region: 1-2070 (689 amino acids)
Source: RefSeq, a predicted model, not a curated record
AUGACUUUGUUUUGUUCGUUGGGGAUGUUCAUUAUUGACGAGAUCCAUUUCGCCAAUGGGACGAGUCUGUACGAUGUUCUUGGUGGGGGAGGCAUUUAUGCGUUAGUGGGGUCACGGCUGGUGCUCGGCAGUGAAAACAGCCAGCUGUGUGGGGGCGUGAUUGAUAUCGGUAACGACUGUCCCCCGGCCAUAUUGGACGAGCUGAAACGGUGGGGGACAGGGGCUGUGUUUCGGUACGACGAGUCUCGUCGGUGUACUAGGGGCUGGAACAAGUACGGCGACAACGAGUUCCGCGACUUUAAGUACACCACGCCCAAAAAACGCAUCCAGGUGGACGAUCUGGCGCAGUACGAGCAUCUGAUCAACACCAAGUCGUUCCAUUUGCUGUACUCGCCGUCUCGCGUGAUGGAUAUUCUUGGCCAGAUGGCGAAAUACCGGCCAGACCGGCCGUUGACGAUCUACGAGGCGAUUCCGGACCUGUGCACGCCAGAACACUUGCAAGACCUGAACGAGGCCCUGCGGUAUGUGGAUGUGUUUUCGCCGAACGCGGCCGAGGCUGCUGCGUUUUUUGGCGAGCAGGAGCCCACGGACCGCGUAGGGUGCGAAAGAGUGGCCCAGAAACACGCGGCCAAGGCUGUGGUGCUGCGUUGUGGAGCCAUGGGGUGUUUGUUGGUGGCCCCGGGCGUGCAGAAAUGGUUCCCAGCCUACCAUAGCGACCCCACAUUGCCCGACUACAAGCUGGUGGACCCAACAGGGUGCGGGAACACGUUUGUUGGAGCCCUGGCUACCAAACUCGCCCAGAGCGGGAAUUUAGAGCUCGCAUGCAUAGAAGCGACGGUGGCCAGCGGCUGGGGCAACAGUCAAGUGGUCACCGUGCAUGAUGACGUUUCCUCCCUCAAGAAUCUCGUUUCUGAUGGUUCCGGAAAGACCCAUGGAGGUGAUGCCUCUGGCAAGACACAAAGCGCCCAGGGCAGGACCAGCGGCCUCGGAUGGCGCAAAUGGCUCCUUGGUGGUCUUGUCCUUGACAAUCUCAAUAGAAAGGAAGUUUCCUGCUCCACGGAUGUCGCCAGCGUACUUGGCGUCCUUGAGCUUGAGCUUGAGCUGCUCCUUGAGGUAAGCACCGUUGACUCUGACGUUCUCGAUCAGGUUGUCUCUGUAGAUCUUCUUUUGGACGGCGAGACCGACUCUGCAGUUGAAGUCGUGCGAGUGAUCAAAACACCAGCAAGAGUCACGAAUCCAGAUCCAAUGGUCUUACCAACAGAACAGAGGUCUGGUCCUCCCUCGGAAAGACCGAACUCUGGCGACUUCGCCGUACUUGUGGCAGAUGGCUCUGCAGCCGUCCAAGUAGCCCUUGGUUGGGGUUGGGGUACCGAAAGUAGAACCACCAACGGUCUCGAUGAUCAUACCGGCAAUGGUGGUUGGGUCGUUGUCGAUGAAAGUCUGCUCCAACUCCUUAAGCAGCUCCUGGGUGUACUCCUCCUCGGAUUGGCCAGCCUUCUGGUUUCUGUAUGGGUAAACAGGAGAGACCUUUGGAGUCUUGGAAGCGUCGAUCAAAAUGUCGGAGAAAGCGUACUUUCUGGAUCCGUCUCCAAUAGACAAGGCACCAAUGGUGUAUCCGUGGUAGGAUUGGUUUCUAGAGACAAACUUAUGUCUCUUGUAGUCCUUCAACUCGUUGUGGUAUUGCUUCAUGAUCUUCAAAGCGUUCUCGUUGGCCUCACUUCCAGAACCAGUCCACAAAGCAGAAGCAAAGUCUCCAUCGGACUUUUCACACAAGAACUCUCCAAGCUCCUCAGCAGCGUAGUUUCCAAAGGAUCCACCGAAAGUGUAAACAGACUCCUUGGCGAAUUGGCCCAUCAGCUCAGUGAUCUCUGGGUCACAGUGGCCAAGAGAAGAAACAGCAGCUCCAGACAUGGCAUCAAGAACAACCUUCUGUUCCUUGGUCUUUGGGUCCUCCAAAACAAGGUACAUACCGUUGUUCUUGGUACCAACACACAAAAGACCCUUGUCGUCGAUCUUUCUUUGGAAAACGUAGGAAGUGUCUUUGCUCUCAACAGUCAUAUUACUCGAUAA